Prorocentrum cordatum is the source of this 543-nucleotide messenger RNA. NCBI's taxonomy places the organism in Eukaryota, Dinophyceae, Prorocentrales, Prorocentraceae. The record is from the annotation of a GenBank genome assembly.
AUGGCGUGCGCGAUGGCGCGCGUCUGCUCCUCGAGGGCCGCGGCGUACUCGACGGCGAGCUCGUCCUCGCGCUCCUGGCACUGGUCGGGCCACACGCGGGCUGCCUCAGUGGCGUCCAUGGCCUCGCUGCGGGCCCUGGUUGCCCGUCUGGCGGCACCCCAAGCGCGCUGCACGGCCUCGUCGGGCAGCUCGGGCUUGGGCACGGCGGGGGCGGGCUGCAGCGCCGCGGCCAGUCCCUCAAGGGCCUUGGUGGCGGCCUCUGGGAGCUCCUCCUUGCGGCGCUGGAGGGUGUCCAGCAGCGUCUCCUCCCGCGCGAGUUUGACGACGGCCUUGCCCCCCUUGCCGCCGUCGCCACACCCCUUGGUUUCGCGCCACGGCGGGCGGCUGCACGAUCUGCUCCCGCGCCCGCUGGAGGCGCCAGGUCCCGCGGGCCCCUUGUCGGCGCACACGCCCUCGGCCGCCCUCGCGGGCGAGGCGGAUGGGGCCAGGCAGUGGCCGCCGUUGAAGCAGCUCGAGCGGGUCUUCUACGUCCAUCUGCACUGA